UUUCUUUUCCUCUUCAUCUUUCGAGCUUGAGGAAGCUCUCUUCCGUCAAACCUCCAACCUCCAAUAAUCCACAAUCAGUGACUAGAAAUGCCCCCAUCCACCACCAAACAUCACCUGGUCCAUCAUUAAUAGCUUUAUGCCACUCAACAAUCAUCAUGGAAGCUUAACUCUAUAAUCGCCUUCUCAAUUCCUUUUCCCCUGCUUCUUCUCCAACCAAAGGCAACCAUCACUGAAGGCUAAAGAUUGAAGGCCAUCGGCCAUCGCAGUAGAACCUGUGCAGGCACGACCGCUCAGGCGUGAUAGUUGUAGCAGGAGUUGAUUUCAACUCGUUCCAAGGUGGUUGAGAGUGUGCUAUUUUAGGGUUUUGUUCUUUCUUUCACGAAUUAAGAAUCUGAGCCGGCUAAGGUUGCUGCUUUGGCGUUCUGUUACAUGAUGUUACUCUGAUUUGUUAUUGUUCGCCCCUACCAAUUACCAUUAGGCAUACUGACAGAAGUUUGUUGCUGUGAGAUCCCAUCAGGAUUUGCUCAAAAUUGCUAGAAUCUUACUGAACUGCCUUAUGAAAGUGUAGUGUAAAUCAUUAGUGAAAAAAGCAUGAUUUAGGGAAGUUGUGUGGGCAAGGGAUGUAUAUGUUGUCGUUGCUGCUAUCUCUUUGUGGGCCGAACAAACCAAUCCCCCCAAACCUUGUGUUUUGUGGGCAAUAUUUGUUAACUUUGUCCUGUAAUCUCUAGGAUUACCAACUCAUUGUUGAGUUGUAUGCACUUUCUUCCCCUAAUUUCUCCAGUUAACCCUUUCAUUCUUUUACCUCUUAGAUUAAGAUUGAUCUAAUAUAUAGUGUUUUUAUUUAUUAUACAGAUGGAUAGAGAGGUUCCUACCAUGAAUGAAGGGGACAUAGCUACUGCUACAGAGAGUAGGGGUGAAAUCGAACCGAAUUCUGCUGUUGUUGGCACUAUUCUACAUUGUGAGAAGAAGUAAAAAUGCUGGUGGAACAGUAUUAAAGCAUGAAUUUUUGCACCUUAGGUGUUCUGCUCACAUCUUGAAUUUGAUUUUACAAGAGGGAAUGAAAGAAUUGGAUGAUUCAGUCAUUAAAAUUAGAAAUGCUGUGAGAUGGAAUUCAACAUAUGUGAUGUUGAGAGCAAGUCUUGCUCCAAGAAUGGUUGAGGCACUUGUGUGUACUCAAAAUUGGUUGCGUUCAAAGCCACUUAUAAAUGACUCAGAGGCUGUUCCACUCGAUGCUCUUUCAGAUCCAAAUGAAGAUCAAGCUAAUGACUUCUUGGAUUCAAGUCCAUUCAUAUUGACUGAAGAUGAUGGACUUAUUAUUGAUGCCUAGAUAGUAAAUGGUGAUUAGAUGGUUUAAUUUUAUAGAACUUUUAUUCAAGUUCGUUCAUUUACUAAUACUAAUAUAUAUGUUGCUUUACAAAUUUUGUAGGAGCUCUUUUGUACAUUAACAUUGCUGCUGCUGUAAAGCUUAAGUGAAGAUGCUGCUGUAUAGUUUAAUUGAAGACGGGAAGAUAUCAUGUACUUUUGUAAAUGCAACAUUCUUCUAAUGAUGGAAGAGUAUUAAACUCUUUUAGUAUUGGCUGCUAAAAUUGCCAGGUUUUUGAGAUGCAAACAGCAGUUGAUGUUUAUUUAGUCUCCCUUUAUGUGUUCUAAUAGGAAUGAUGUAUUGAAGAUACUAUUUGGAGGAGGAUGUCUAGUUUAUUAUGAAUCAUGUAUUGUUGCUAUAAGUUACAGAUGUAUCUUUGUUAAAUUGAAGGAAAAAGUGAAACAGGAGAAUGCCAAAAUUUUACUAAAUUGAAGCAGGUGAU
This is a messenger RNA of Linum trigynum, 1805 nucleotides long. The record is from the annotation of a GenBank genome assembly. NCBI's taxonomy places the organism in Eukaryota, Viridiplantae, Streptophyta, Magnoliopsida, Malpighiales, Linaceae.